CACGUACAAAUUGCCUUUGUCACCUGAGGCACGAGCCCCCAGCAGUAACUUGGCCAUUUAUGUCGCGCACCAACAGGCAGCCUUAUAGAGGCUAUCACGGUGCCUACGGUGACGAUGAGGAAAACUAUGAGGUUGACUUUGACGAACCUCGCGCCGGAGAGCACAGGCCAGCGGUCCAACAGCCCUUUGACCGAGACCGCAACAACGCUGUUGUUGCGACCGGCGUCAAGCGGCCGCUCGGCGCCCUCGGGCCUGGCUUAGAGAUCACCAAUGAGGAGUUCUACGCCAAGAUGGAUCGCGAGGUGUCCUCGGCGUUCAGCGUUCCAAUGCUGAACCAGCUCCGCACGACCCUGCGCCAAAAGGGCAUUGACCUCGCUGUGCUGGAGGAUUUUCUGACUCACAGCUACGUCAAGCAUGGCCGCGAGGACGCGCGCAAGCUGCUAUGCAACCUGCUGGUCGACGGCAUGCUGGUGGAGUUGACCCUGCGCGCCUACGAGCCGCUUCUCGAGAAGAGAGCCGCGGCCAGUGCGGCCUCCAAGCAGCCGGACAAGAAGAGGAGGACUGCUUCGAAGAAGCUGACAGCUGAGGAGGAGUGGGAGCAGAAGCUGAAGGAGGCCGAGAGCAUGGCGCCCAGCGUCAUCGUCAAGGACGGCCGCAGGUUCCUGGCGCUAUGGCUCAAGUCCAAGACCAUGGUCAAGGCGUGCUGGAUAUCCCAGUCCUACGCGCUCAAGCUGGGCAGCGCCGGGAUCAAGUGGGGAGACUGCAAGGUUGUCUUCGAGAACAAGGACGGCUCCUGCGACACCAACGGCUCGUACGACCUGUACCGGCUGUUGCGCGGCUGGAUCAGCUGCGUGAUUGACGAGGCCACGAAGACCAAGGACCUUGGCGUGCAGUUCCUGCACAUGGACCCCUCGGACCCCGUGGCCGCUGCUGUUUGGGACAAGUUGGGCAGCAUGGUGCAGACCUACUGCGAGAACUACCAGGCAGAAGCCAAGUGGUCCGGCGUGUACGGGCUGCCGCGGUUUGUGCCGCCCAAGGAGAAGCUGCCGGACAUGACCGCGGACAAGAUUCGCGGCGUGCUGAAGGACAACGCCCAAGCCCUGCACCGUGACUGGUGGUUCUACAUGAAGGCCAAGAACCCGCCACUGAUGGCCCGCUUGUACAACGGUGACAACAACGCCACACGGGGCACACCCGUGGCUCAGCUGAAUGGGGUGGCAACGCCGCUGGCAGGUGCAGUGCUGAACCAUGAAGACAACAGGCAGGCCUUGCAAGAGCAGCAGCGCGGGGCGGCACCUGAGGCGCGACCGGCGGCAGCUGAGGCGCGACCGGCGGCAGCUGAGGCGCGACCGGCGGCAGCUGAGGCACGACCGGCGGCAGCUGAGGCGCGACCGGCGGCAGCUGAGGCGCGACCGGCGGCAGCUGAGGCGCAGCCGGUGACUGGCGGUGGAGGGAUUGCGGCGGCUGAGGUGGUGGGUGGAGCGGCGGCGGCGGCUGACGGGGUGGCAGGAGGUGGAGCGGGCGAGGCAGGGACGGCACCGGGGGCUGAGGGCACAGCUGGUGGGAGUCGCUCUCGCCGCGCCCUGCGCGGCCAUGGCAAGGGGACACAGCCAAGGUAGUCAUAGUCAGACGCAUAUGCAUACCAGCAGGAGACCGCGGAGUGACGGCCAUCAGCUUUUGACUGUAUAAAUGGACAAGUGUAUGGAGAAGCACAGUAUCACGAAGCACGGCAUGAAAAGAGUUGAGCAGGGACCACAGACCACUGUCACACUGUCACAGUCGCCGGGUAACGGGCCAAUGUGUAACGGGUAACGACCUUCCAAGCGAUGGUUACAUGUGCGCCUCGUAGACCGUGAGCAGGCUGUUACCAUGGCUGGUUAAGAUGGUAAGCAGAUCGUAGCGAGAUCGUAACGAUGCCAGAGGGGUAACGAUCUACGACCUAGGUAACUGCGAUCGUAACGAUCGUUUGGGUGCUAUAGGGGUGCAGGCAGAAUAUAUCUCCUUUAAUUGCGGACCAGAGGUCUGGUGUCAUGGGUUUCCGGCCCACUCUUACUAAGGAGUCGACUAGGUACCAGGUAUCAUUUUCUUUGCGUACGGCGUAGGCAUGGCCUCCGUCAUGCACCAUGAAGCCUAGGCCUCGGGAGCAAUCAGGGAGUAGCCCCAUAAUGGUUUCUUGCGAGUGUCCUGGCGCUAGUGUCCUUGCCACUACACGUAGGAGUAGUCGUGUCCCUGCAUCGUCUAGAGGUGCCGGGCGAUGUCGGAGGUAAUGGUUGAUGGCAGAUUCGUGGAAAAGCCCGUUGUGGCGAAAGUGGUGGGCCCAGAGGGUGUGAAGCAUUGGUGAGUCUGCAAGCGCAGCGUGUGUGACUUGGCAGAAGGCGAGCACGGCUGAGUAUUGCAGCCACGGUGUGCCGAGCAUGUUGUUGAUGGCAUGGACAGUGCAAACGUUGAGGUGCUGCUGUUCCCUGAAGAACGUGGGUUGUAUUUGUCUGGGCCACUGGAGGCGUUCUGGUGUGUGUCCAGGUUCAGGGGGUGCGGUGGCAGUGGGUGUGGUGCGGGUUUCCACCUGCUGAUCGCCCCCUCGGAGCUGUAGGGGCACAGGCACGGGGCUCCAUGUGUUUUGUAACAAAGUCAGAGGCCAGGUAGUUGGAGUCUGGUAGUGUGAUGGGGUUGGUGUAGGGCACGUUGAAUGCACGGUGUCAUCAAGCAGUUUUUUAUAUAUUGAAAUCUUUGCUUGUGUGGCGUAGGUUUCCAGGUGGGGGGCCGUGUGUGUUUGGGCGAACAUGGAUAUGAGGUGGGUUAGGCGCGUGUCCGUAAAGGGGGCAUGAGUGAUGGGCGUGAGUAGGUGUGUAGCUGCGCAUGUGAUGGCCGGUGUUAGGAGUGGUAUGUCAGCUGUGUGUUUGAUACUGGCAAUAAGCAGGAGUAUGGUUAGUAGGUUUCGCGUGAAGGUAACGGGCCUCUUGGCUAGGGCGCGGCAUGUGAUGUAUAGUGGGAACCCGGGGACAGCGAGAAUCAGACCGCGCGUCGUGUGUAUGGUAGUGUAUGUGAGGUGGCCUACGAGGAGUAGGUUGAAGGUAGUGGUGGUGUGUUCGUGCGUGCAUAUCAUGAGUAUUAGCGGCUGGAGUAGCAUGAAUGCUGCAAGACAUGUAAAGGUCAUUGUUAUCAGGUGGGGCACUGUCCGUUUUGUCAUGGCUGCGAGGACCCUGCUAGUAAUUUGCAUUCCUCCGUAGAGCGCCAGAGAGCAGCUUGGGAUCCAGAGGGAGGCCCAGGCUGCAGUAUGCCAGCUGUAGUUCAGGAGGCGGGCUAUGAUGCUGCUGAGGUGGGUCAGGAUGAGGGGCACCCCUCUGCCGGUGGUUGCCAGGGUGAUACGGACAAGGGCCAGGAAGAUGUGGAAGCCUCCCACUGUAGCCCAGCAUGUGGCGCUGACAGCGUGUGUGGUGAUAAGGAUCAGAGUUGUUAUCAGGGGAUCUGCCGUUGGGUGCAUGCGGAGAGUGUGUAUAGGGUAUGGGCCCAUCAUCGAACACCAAGUUUGUUGCCAUUGUUGCCGCUUUCAUUGUAACAGAGCAGUUGCUCAAAAAGUCGUGUGGUGCUGAUGUUGGUAGGCUGCUGGACUGCUUGGUAUUUAGAGUUCCUGCUAAGCAGUUGCAGUUGCAGUUGGGCGUUGAAAUUGGGGCCUGUCUCCAUAAUCACCGGAUCGCUAACUCAGUUAGCGAUUUGACUCGUCCUUACGGCAGAAGGGACCUGGGUACGAAUCCGGAUAAAAGCCCAAUUAUGCAAAAGGCGAAAGAUUGGUGCGAAACCGAUUGGUGAUCCCACGAAUGAUAGGUAAUUGCUCUUAGUGGCAAUUGCGGGCUUAUGCCCGCUGCAACCUAGACAGGUCGUGGUGCAGAAGUCCGAUUUAGUGGCGAGGUCCAAGGUUCAAGACAAGGCUCAAGAUCCAAGGCUCGAGGAGGAGUGCCAUGGCUCCUCGGUUUGCACGAACUGGCAGUGCUCCACUACUAUAACGCGGCGUUUCCCUAGCUCGAUAUGCUAGGUGUGCAGGCUCGGAUGUAGUGGACUUUGAAGAGCGGCCUAGGACUUGGAGGUUGUAGUUUCGGAGGUUGUGACUCUUUCGUGGUGAGGCGUCAGCGUGAGGGGGGCGGGCCCUCUCGCCCUAGUCACCUUGCCCCGUUAAUCCAUGCCAGGCCCUAUGGGCCGGCGUUGUAAUUAUUAUUAUUAUCCUGUCUCCAUAUGCACCGUAUUACAAUUGGGCGUGUGGUUUUGACGCUUUUUUGGCUAUUGUGUGGUUUGCGUCCAGGUGUCUCUCUCCUCAUGUGUGUCACUUAUCCGAACAUCUACAUCUGGAGUCGCCUCUGAACUGGGGCGCAACAUCGUCUUGCAGUUUCCAGCGUUCACGGCUAUCUGACCAACUCGAUUUUCAAUCGCAGGGUGGCCAUUGUAUGUCGCAGGCUUGACUGUCCUGUUCGUCUUACUACUUCUCAA
Molecule: messenger RNA, 4479 nt
Organism: Chlamydomonas reinhardtii
Lineage: Eukaryota; Viridiplantae; Chlorophyta; Chlorophyceae; Chlamydomonadales; Chlamydomonadaceae
Exons: 5
Coding region: 60-1619 (519 amino acids)
Source: RefSeq, a predicted model, not a curated record